CACAGUUUCUGCUUGUAAAGGCCGGUAGCACGUGACUUCCAAUACAUGAAUGUAUUCAUGUACAGGUUGUUACUUUUCCUUUGCCAUGAUGCUCCUUCGACCGUCCUUGCUUGUCAAAUCCAUUUUGGUCGUGGCGACGGUAGGUAGUCGCACGCAAGCCAGUCAAGUCGACCUCACGGUAGUUGCCGAAUGGAUUCAAGCGCUUGUCCAAUGGACUCACAGUGUCGUGGAUGACGGUUCCUUGUCGUUCAACCAGCACAACGUCACAGUUGGACACUACUCUGAGCCCCAUCACACCAGUCUGUCGCUGUGUCUCGACAGCUAUCUCCUACAGCCCAACGAAAAUGCGUUGCACGCGAUUCACUCUACCAUGUUGCUGCCAUCAUCUCUUUUUUCGGUGGCCAAGCUAGCCAACGACUCACUACCUGCGACGGCGCGUGCAAUCCAAAUCGAAUCACCAAUCGUCCGCGACUGCUUCAACCCGAAUACAAACUCGUCCGAAACAACUGCCGUAGCUCGCGCAGUUAGGAGCGACAUCGUGGUCCUCUGCGGGGCAGAUGCCGUCCUACUCCACGUGGAAGGUCAAGUCGAGAGUGUGUACUAUGUCGUCGACAAGUCCUUGGCAGUUGUCUCCAAGCACACCAAGGCGUGGAUGAAUCCAAUGGAUCAUGAUAUCAGUUUGGAGGUGUCACAGUCGAUGCAGCAGUGUGUGAACGGUCACGGCGGUGCGUUAACAGUCCGAGGUGUUGUGGGCGGAGGGUGGUCUGUACAACGCUCCCAUGCCUCAAACAUCGUGGCAGGCUACGCCUCUGCAUUUGACCUCACCUUCAUAAAGGCAAGCCAGCAAGUACACCUCGAGAAUGGAACUGCGGCCACUAAGUGGGUCCGUAGCGCGGCCGACACUACUGCCACCGCGCUGUUACAAGCUGGACAGCUAUGCCAUGCCGAAGGAGGCGACGGAUGCUACUUGAGCCCCAUGUUUAUUCGACGACCUGGUGUGCUCAUCUCAGUUGCGGCCAAGUGGAAGAUACUGUCGAACUACAUGCAUGUAGUCGUGUAUAGUGGAGCGAUUGUCAUGUCACUAUUGGCCCUCCUGAGUGUGGCAACGGGUGCCCCCACACACCGUCGACUGGGCUACGCGACCAUCACAGAUCCUAUUCAAGUAGAUUAUGACUCGUGCUCAUCUAGUGAAGAGGAAAGUGGCUACAUUUAACGCUCAUACAGUCGUUUCUUUGUAA
This is a messenger RNA of Aphanomyces astaci, 1238 nucleotides long. RefSeq lists its product as hypothetical. NCBI's taxonomy places the organism in Eukaryota, Oomycota, Saprolegniomycetes, Saprolegniales, Verrucalvaceae. The record is from RefSeq and is a predicted model, not a curated record. The coding region runs from base 50 to 1213 and encodes 387 amino acids. The transcript has a single exon.